Messenger RNA from Penicillium soppii, 2388 nucleotides. Its product is annotated as mitochondrial intermediate peptidase. The record is from RefSeq and is a predicted model, not a curated record. The transcript has a single exon. Gene Ontology annotation, biological process: peptide metabolic process. NCBI's taxonomy places the organism in Eukaryota, Fungi, Ascomycota, Eurotiomycetes, Eurotiales, Aspergillaceae. The coding region runs from base 1 to 2388 and encodes 795 amino acids. Gene Ontology annotation, molecular function: metalloendopeptidase activity. Gene Ontology annotation, cellular component: mitochondrion.
AUGCUUCGCCCUUUGCGACGAACCUGGACAUGUCGCAAAUGCCUGCACCUGCGGCCCCAGUCACGAGCCUUCGAGAGCGCCGCAUCGCCUUCGCCGUCUAGCUCGUUUGAUUAUAUCCCAGCAGACACCAGCGCGCCGAACAAGAAAUAUGACGACCAUACCUUAAGGCGUGUGUUCGACUCCCAGCCAUUUUGGAAUGAAUUCUCGCAACAGCGCACCGCGGCUCCAAGGCGAGCUGGCUUGGUUCAAAACCAAUACCUGACAAGUCCUGAAGGCUUCAGAACAUUCGCAAAUGUCUCGCUACAAAGAUGUCAGGCUAUCGUUGCAAAGGUACUUGCAGCUUCGACGGUGGAAGAAUACAGAGCUCUGGCACGAGACCUUGACCGGCUCAGUGAUCUCCUGUGUCGCGUCAUUGACCUAUCGGACUUUAUUCGAACCAUUCACCCCGAACCUCGGAUACAAGAAGCAGCCACGCAGGCGUGGGCUCUCAUGUUUGAGUAUAUGAACGUAUUGAAUACGACGACAGGGCUCCAUGAACAACUUAACAAAGCCCUGAGCAACCCCGAUGUGACAUCAUACUGGACCGAAGGCGAGAGAAUCGUGGCUCAGAUCCUGAACAAAGACUUUUCAAACUCUGCAAUUCAUAUGCCACCAAAUGUGCGGCAGCGUUUCGUGAAUCUGUCGAACGAUGUGAGUCAAUUGGGUUCGGAUUUUAUGAACGGCGCGGAGCCCGCGCGGUCCCAGGUGGUCUUUGGCGCGAACAGUCUCCAAGGAUUGGAUCCCAUGGUUGUUUCUAAAAUCAAGAGAUGGAACAAGAAAGCGCCAGUCCCAACAAUGGGAAUUGUGCCUCGACUUGCCUUACGCUCAGUGCAUGAUGAAAACGUUCGCAAGGAGAUCUAUCUUGCCACUCGUACAUCCAGCAAACGCCAAAUUCAAAGAUUGGAAGAGCUUCUCGUCAAGAGAGCAGAGUUGGCACAGCUUACUGGCUACAACAGCUUUGCACACAUGACUCUGGGUGACAAGAUGGCUAAGACACCUGAAGCAGUAUCGAACUUUUUGACUUCGCUUGUCUCCAGUAACCAAGGGCCAGUCCGUGAAGAACUGUCCAAAUUGCAAAAUUUGAAGGGGAGCGCUGCCCUACAGCCAUGGGACCAUGCUUAUUACGUUCACAAACGCGUUCUAGAGUAUACUCAGGCUCGUCGCUCUCGUCACACGGGUGUCAUCAAUGAGUUCUUCUCUCUUGGAACAGUUAUGCAAGGUCUCUCUCGACUCUUCGACCGUCUAUAUGGCGUGCGCCUCGUGCCACAUGAAGCAUCUCCUGGCGAGACCUGGCACCCAGACGUUCGUCGAUUGGAUGUAGUUGACGAAUCGGAAAGACAUAUUGCAGUCGUCUACUGUGACUUGUUUACCCGACCGAGCAAACACCCAAACCCGGCUCAUUUUACUCUGCGUUGUUCCCGCGAGAUCUCUGCAGAGGAGAUCGCAGAGUGCGCCUCGAUGCACCAAUCCGCGCACCCCAACGAUGGCAUGGCCACCGGUGUCGAUCCACAGACCAAGACUCUACGCCAGCUGCCCACUAUCGCGCUCGUCUGUGAUUUCCAGGAACCGCAGGCCAAUGGUAGCGGUCAGCCAACUCUGCUGAGCGAGCAGAGCGUUCGAACUCUAUUCCACGAGAUGGGUCAUGCAGUCCACUCGAUCCUCGGCCAGACGCCUCUCCAAUCCAUAUCCGGGACUCGGUGCGCCACGGACUUCGCCGAAUUGCCCUCCGUGUUGAUGGAGAGUUUCGCGACAGCGCCGGAGGUACUCUCUUUGUACGCUCGUCACUGGAAAACCGACGAGCCUCUAUCAGAAAGUAUGAUGCAGAGCAUGGAGCUUGAUCGCACUGCACACGGAUCUAUCUACGGCGCUGUUGAGAACGAGGCCCAAAUUCUUAUGGCGCUCGUCGACCAGGCAUACCACUCCAUUCCAGCUGAAAUCAGCUCAGCCGGUAUUGACUCUACCGCAAUCUAUCAUCGCGUCUUCUCUCAACACUCCAGCCUUCCCGAUCCCAAUAACAUUCAGCCUCCUACCUCGUGGCAAGGCUUCUUCGGUCACUUGUAUGGCUAUGGUGCUACGUACUACAGUUAUAUCUUUGACCGCGCAAUUGCAAAUAAACUCUGGCAGGACGUCUUCCAAUCCGGCCAGGCGGCCACUGAUCGCGCCGCUGGUGAGCGAUACAAAAACGAAGUUCUUCGCUGGGGAGGUGGCCGCAACGGAUGGCAAUGUGUGGCUGGCGUUCUGGGAAGCAGCAACCCCUCCAACACCGAUGGGCGUCUGGCAGAAGGCGGCGAUGAAGCCAUGCGCGAGGUAGGUCGCUGGGGCCUCGGGCGCGAAGGCGUUUCUGCAUAA